Ipomoea nil (Japanese morning glory) is the source of this 464-nucleotide messenger RNA. RefSeq lists its product as uncharacterized. NCBI's taxonomy places the organism in Eukaryota, Viridiplantae, Streptophyta, Magnoliopsida, Solanales, Convolvulaceae. Bases 21 to 434 code for a protein of 137 amino acids. Gene Ontology annotation, molecular function: DNA-binding transcription factor activity; sequence-specific DNA binding. Gene Ontology annotation, cellular component: nucleus. The transcript has 3 exons. The record is from RefSeq and is a predicted model, not a curated record. Gene Ontology annotation, biological process: regulation of DNA-templated transcription.
UGGCAGCAAGAAGGCUCCAAAUGAGAGCGGCGUUGCGCAGACACCUUCGCCUUCUUCAAUCUCUUACCAAUUCCAAAUCUGUUAAGACGAGGUCUAUCAUCACCGACGCUAUCCUUUACAUCCUCAAAUUACAACUCCAACUAGAAGCAAUCAAAACAGAGUUGCACUACAUCCUCCAUAAUAUCCAAGAAGUGAAAGUGAAAAGGGAUGGAAAAAAGAUUAUAGUGAAGGUGGCAUGCAAGAAAGUAGGGCACCAAGAUUUGGUUGUGAGAAUAGUAGAGGCCUUGGAAGAAAUGGAUCUAAGCAUUGUUGAACUUAGAGUUUCCUGCAAAUACAUCUUUGCAAUGGAGGCCAUUGUUGAAGCUGCAGAAGAUGAACAAUUGAGUGUAGGAGUUCUAACUCUAGCAAUUCUUAAAACUAUUGAUCUAAAUUGAAAGCCACAAAUCAUAUGAUGCAUUAUCUAA